UUGUUACAUUCUUGGCUUCUUCACUGCGCCACACUCACUCACUCACUCACUCACUCUCACCCUGUCACCCCUCCUCUGUGCUCUCUGUUCUCUGGAUCUUCUCUGAACCGGGGAACGUUUAUUUCGUUUGUUUUCCCGUUCACUCGGAUAAGAUGAUGGCUCCGGAACCGCUGCGUUCGGCCACGACCGUCGGCUGCGUCGAGGACACGUCGCUCGCGCUCCCCUCUGACGACAACCUGCGCUCGGGACAACAGCGCGUGCUCGAUCAGGUGCUCACGAUCAAGAGGAGCAAGUCCAAACAUGGCAAGAACGGAGCACAGAGUCCGUCACCGACAGGUCAGAUCCCGUUCCCUCUGGGUUCGUACAGUGAGUUCGGAGCCUUCAGGUUUUCUCCGACCAAAUCAAGCAGCACCUUUAGCCGCAGCCACUCCACCGCGGCAACCAGCUACAGCAAAACGGCAAACAGCCAGAGGAGUCGCACUCUGUCCAAUAAAUCCCUGGGAGGAGGACAGUUCAGCUCGUACGCUGCGUUGGAGCAACGUUACAAAUCGCCCCGCUCGCCUCAGGGUCUACGUGGACUGGCACCCAGCCGCAGUGACCCGGCUCUGGCUCCUCCCUUUUCUCCUGCUCCUGCACACGUCAUGAGGGUCAAAGGUCAGGGGGGCCACAGCCAGCACAACAUCCAAUCUCAGGUCAGCCGACACAGCACCUACUCCAUGACCAACGGCAAUCACAUGACCAGCAGCCAGACGCGCAUCGUGCAGCCCACGUCCGCUCAGUCCCACACCGAGGGGAAGAUGGGCACCAUGAAGAUCUCCAAGAAAGAGCUGCAGCAGUCGGCAGUGAACAGCGGGAUCAACCUCUCAGACCUGACUCUGCGUGAAGCCGUGGCGUUCCUCUCUCACUCUGAGGAGAGCUUCCAGCAGUGCGGCGCCACCUUCAUCCAGCACGCCACCUACAAGGAGGAGCGUGCUAAACAGGAGGUUCACCAGCUGGGUGGGAUCCCUCACCUGGUGACCCUGCUGCGCAGCUCCAAUCCGGCGGUGAGCCAGGCAGCGGCCGGCGCUCUGAGGAACCUGGUGUUCAAACACCACGACAACAAGCUGGAGGUGCAGCACUGCGGGGGGAUCGGGAAGGCUCUGCAGCUGCUGAAGGAGACCGACUCUACUGAGACCCAGAAACAGAUCACAGGCCUGCUGUGGAACCUGUCGUCGGCCGACGAGCUGAAGGGAGAGCUGACGGCGACGGCGCUGCCCGCGCUCACGGAGAACGUGGUGGUGCCGUUCACGUGCUGGUCGGACAACAGCGCCAACAACAACAUUCACCCCGAUGUUUUCUACAGCGCCACAGGCUGCCUGCGGAACUUGAGCUGUGGCCAGAAGAGAGAGAGGCAGGCGAUGAGAGACUGUCGCGGCCUCAUCGACUCCCUCAUGACUUACGUGCAGUCCUGUGUGGCCGAGGAAAACCCAGAUGAUAAGUCUGUGGAGAACUGCGUGUGCAUCCUCCAUAACCUGAGCUACCAGCUGGAGGCGGAGUCUCCAAAGUGCUUCAGUAAGUACUACCCGACAGACGGUCAGCUGGAGGACAAGAAAAGCCCCACCAUUGGAUGUUUCAGCCCCAAGAGUGGCAAGGCUCAUAAGCAGUUUGCAUUUGACGUGAAUCGCCGGAUGUUAGACGACGGCGUCCCGUCAGGUGAGCGGUGGCUGUGCCAUCCCAAAGCCAUGCGCACGUACCUGUCUCUGCUGGGCUCGUCUCAGAAGGACGCCACGCUGGAGGCGAGCUGCGGCGCGCUGCAGAACCUCACUGCCAACUGGGGGCUGGGUUCCGAGGCCAUGACCCAGAUCCUGGUUCAGAAGUUGGGUGCCCUGCUGCACUUGGCUCCUCUGUUAAAGUCACCAAACGGCACUCUGCAGAAAACCGCCAUGUCCCUGCUCGGUAACAUGAGCCGGUAUCCCAGUGUGCAGACCACCAUGGCAAAACAGAUUCUGCCCGAGCUCACGGGCCUGCUGUCGACGGGGCCUCGCGAGAUGGGGAAAAGUGACGAGACUGUGGCAGCGGGCUGUAACACGGUGCGGUCUCUGAUGAUGGCCGACCCCGAGGUCAGCAAGAAGUUCAUCAACAACGAACUGGUGACUUCGCUAGCCGACCUCAGCGAGAACGGGUCUUUCCCCAGAGGCAGCAAAGCCGCCUCACUGCUGCUCUACACCUUAUGGAACGAGAAGAAUUUACAAGGCGUUCUGAAAAAGCUGGGAUUGGCUAAGUCCCUGUUUGUCAACGACAACACCACGUCAGUGCACAGGUCGGCACAGAUCAUCGACUGAGCGCGGUGGCCACGUGACGCCGCGCAGCCCCCACAGAUGGAAACCCGACAUGUCGGGACAGAAGCUGCAGCGGCCACACCCACUCUCGCAGCGAGGAGAGCGUGGACACGUCUUCAUUUAACAGCUUCGCUGACAGACGCAGCCCCCUUUACGUUAUAUGUUGUAUAUACUUUAGAGAAGAAGAGAGAGUGAGCUUUUAAUUUCAUACGUAAUCCUGCGGUGUUUGUAUGUAUUUAACGUGGACACAUGUAAAGUGUGUGUGUGUGUGUGUGUGUGUGUGUGUGAGACGCUAAAGAUGCUUGUUUGUUUGGUAAAACGCUACGAAAAAAAUGUAUGAAAAGAAGCGGAAAAGACAAGUCUUGACGUAGUUUCCGAGUUCAGCAGGUAUAACGUGACGCUUUUUAAAAAGAAAAUAGUCAUCGAUAAAUAAAGUUGCAAUAAAAGUGUCUGUAGCCUCGCAAUACGAGGAUUUAGCGCCUUCAAAUCAGUCGUAAACUUGCACUAUCUGUGCGGGGUUAUGUUUAUGUACAAAUAUGAUAAACUGAGUUUUCUAACACCAGAAGGGGGCAGCAUUGCAACAUUAAAUCCCUGCAGAAGAAGUAGAAGAAGAAAUCAAAUGAUUCCGAAUUUUUAACCCACAAACUCUUCCCAGAAUCGUUACGCGUUAUGAUUUACGAUGUUGUGAGGUGCAACGCGAGGGUUGGGUCCGAAGUAAAAUGAGGUCCGCUGGUACACAGACUCGAGCUUUUCACAGAUUGAUCGUGGUUCACUUCAGAAAGAAAACCGCACUUGGAUUUGUUCUUUUUUUUUUUUAACACAAAUGCUACAAGAAAUGCUACAUUUUAGUUUAGUUUCAGUUUAUUAUCGGAUUUUUUAUUUUGUUGUUGUUACUCGCUUGCUGUUUAGCACACGAAUAUAUCUAUAAUAAUACACAUAUUUUGCUUCCUUGCUGAAAAACUCGGUACACAGUGGCCUAAAUGUGAAGCUACAGCUAGCUAGCUAGCAACAGGAUAGCCUAGCAUAGCUUGAAACAAAAGGAAGAUCGUGUUUCUCCGAUGUUUCCCCCUUGAGAUGUGAACUUGUUGCUACAACUGUGCGGCGACAAACCAUUUCUACUUGAUAUCGUGUUAAAUGCUAGCAAAGAUUUGUACGAUAUUAUCACAAGAACACGAUUUGCGUACAGAAAAGUUCUUAUUUGUGAAAUGUGACAUUUUCCCAGUCUGGAACUCAUUUUCUAGAUUUUGUUUUGGCACCAUGAGAAACAAGUGGAGGUAGCAAGUCUUAAAGCUAAGGUUAGCAUGUUGCUUCACAUUUGGCUUCAAAUCAUUAUUAUUUUAUUUUUUAUUUUUAAAGGGCCAGUGUGUCAAAUUUAAGAAGAGUCUAUUGAGAGGAAAGUGAAAGCAGUAUUUCAUUCAUUUAUUUUCACAAGGAAAACUAAAGACUGCGUCUCACACACUGGUCCUUUAAA
Molecule: messenger RNA, 3789 nt
Organism: Solea senegalensis (Senegalese sole)
Lineage: Eukaryota; Metazoa; Chordata; Actinopteri; Pleuronectiformes; Soleidae
Gene: pkp1a
Product: plakophilin-1
Exons: 15
Coding region: 153-2321 (722 amino acids)
Biological process (GO): cell-cell adhesion; cell-cell junction assembly; intermediate filament bundle assembly
Cellular component (GO): plasma membrane; nucleus; adherens junction
Molecular function (GO): cadherin binding
Source: RefSeq, a predicted model, not a curated record